CGCAUCGCCCGGUGGCUCAAACCAUAACAAUGAUUAGACUGCCUAUGCGACUGCGUUUAGCUGUCGGCUUAAAUCACAGUGGACAUUCACUUAGCAGCGGAAGGAUGCCAAAACUUGUUUUCGAAGGCCUAUUCUAGCUAAAUAGCUGAUCCGAAGUCUUUAACAACUAUCAACAAGGCGCUGUGCUUGCAUUGCGGUCCUUCACUCACCACUUUUUCUCUGUCUUUUAGCCUGUCCUGCAACCUAACGUCCUAUUGCAUUCGGCAAUGCAUUGAUAGUGAUGCUAUUGUUACUAAACGCCGCAUAUUUUGUGCAACGUUCUCAAGACCCAGCUGGUGUUAGACGUCAGCCAGGACGUCCGGAGUAAAAACUUCUGCCGUGUCCCGUUUUUUCACCGACCCCGGUCAUCUGACAAAAUCGACACUCCUUCCGGGCACUGGAGAAAUUACGGAGAAAUAUCGUCCUUUUAGGUGUUAAUGCCGACGCAUAUGAAGAGAUUUACUUAACAAAAUAGAAAUGCCGUCCAAUAUCCGCUUUGCAGUUGUAUGUUCUAGUAAUCAGAACCGCAGCAUGGAAACUCAUCUUUUUCUCAGUAAACGCGGCUUCAAGGUGCGGUCAUUUGGGACGGGCGAUAAGGUAAAGCUCCCAGGAAAUGCUCCCGACAAACCGAAUGUGUACGAUUUUGGAACGCCUUACGAGACAAUGUACCAGGACCUCAUGCGGAAAGACAAAAAUCUGUACACCAAUAAUGGUAUUCUGAACAUGCUAGACCGAAAUAAGCGAAUUAAGCGGGCUCCUGAGAAGUUCCAGCUCAGCAGCGAGAUUUUUGAUGUAAUCUUCACGGUCGAGGAACGAGUCUACGAUCAGGUCGUCGAGGAAUUCUCGCGUCGAACAAUCGAGCAUAAUUCUCCUGUUCAUGUAAUUAAUAUAGAUGUGCUCGACAAUCAUGAAGAAGCAACUCUUGGAGCGUUCAUGUUCUGUGAUCUUGCACAACAGAUGGCUGAAUCUGAUGACUUAGAUAACGACAUCGAUGAGCUGCUGCAAGAAUUCGAAUCCAAAAAAAGUCGAACUAUCCUGCAUAGUAUACAGUUCUACUAAGGAAGGCACGGCGCGCUAGCAAUUUUCAAAACAAUAUAGACAAAUGACAUCCGAAUAUAAUUGCCAAUGUUUCUAAGGGUCCGGAAAAUAUGGCGACCAGGUUAGAAAUCCUCAGUAAGUUUCUAAAGACGAGAGAGUUGUAUCAUGAACUGACGCACACACAAAGAUAUUACCGGCCUUUACAUAUUUCAAUAAAUUGUGCUGCUACAAUUACAAAGGUCACAAAGCUGUGGCGACAAUAUAUAUAUAUAUAUAUGGAUAAGCUAGCUGGCCACCAAUGAGAGAUCGUUACUACCGCUGUUGAAUGGAUAUAAAGAAUUUCAGCUUCUUUCUGAUACCAUCUUUCAGUUCUUUAUAAUACCAUGUGUACGAGUAAAAUGAUAUUCAUUGAUUAACAGAAUAAUUUGCAUUUCACUUAGGAGAUAUAAAGACAAACAUCCUAGUAUACAUAGUGUAUACGCACGCGGGUGGCCUCUUUCAUACUGUUUCUAUGAAGUGGUGAUGUUCACUGCUGGGUUACUCGGAAUAUUUCCGUAUUAAAGAGCGCAUGUUCACUCUGAAAAAUAACGUGGAAUAAAUAAAAACAUUUCGUGUUUCUUAUCAUAUGCUUUAAAUGAAACAAACAUUUCUCUAGAAGACGAAGCCAAUGUGACAUGACCAAUAGAGUUAUAGGUGAAGACAAAUGAAUUUAGGUAUGAAACCGAAAUGUCCAACGUAAAACUAAAUCUUCCGUCAGUUUUGCUAUGUAUGCCUUUGGCAAUCAGAGCAGUGUAAAGUUAUAAUCCAAUGACAAAAUGCAGGACUAGUAGUGGCUUGACUACAACGAUAUAACGGAAGAUGGAUGAAAUAAUGGAGCCAAUUGUACCUUAAUAUUGAAUAUAGGUCGACUUUCGAGCACCUCUGCCAUGUGUUGGGAAGCUGAGUUGAAAGCUAAAAGAUAAUUUUCAAUGAUAUUUAUGUAAGUAUAAAAAUAAAUUCCAUUAACUCAA
This is a messenger RNA of Varroa destructor (honeybee mite), 2087 nucleotides long. RefSeq names its product Ssu72 CTD phosphatase (gene Ssu72). NCBI's taxonomy places the organism in Eukaryota, Metazoa, Arthropoda, Arachnida, Mesostigmata, Varroidae. The record is from RefSeq and is a predicted model, not a curated record. Gene Ontology annotation, biological process: mRNA processing. Gene Ontology annotation, cellular component: nucleus. Gene Ontology annotation, molecular function: phosphoprotein phosphatase activity.